Messenger RNA from Aspergillus chevalieri, 906 nucleotides. Its product is annotated as class I SAM-dependent methyltransferase. The transcript has 3 exons. Lineage: Eukaryota; Fungi; Ascomycota; Eurotiomycetes; Eurotiales; Aspergillaceae. The record is from RefSeq and is a predicted model, not a curated record. The coding region runs from base 1 to 906 and encodes 301 amino acids.
AUGUCCACACCAUCCACAAAAGACCGCAUCCAAUCCCUCACCGAACCAGCCAUGAUCCUCAGUAUGGCUGUAAAAGCAUACAUCCACGUCCUUCUCGAAUCCAUCCCCAGCGGCCAAAUAUCAACCCUCCUUAUCCACCCCCAAACCCUCCGCGACGAAGCUUUCAGUCGCUUUUGGUUGGGAUUUAGCUCAACCCCAACAAGAUCAAACCCAGCCCAACUCGAAGGCUCUGCAGCGCUAAUCCCACCACUCCUGUCCCGGGUCUCAGGGACAGUAUUAGAUGUUGGUCCCGGGACGGGGACGCAGAUGCCGUAUCUGUCUGCGCGACGGGAGGAUGUUAAGGGUAUUUAUGGGGCUGAGCCGUGUAAGGGGUUACAUGGGGAGUUGAGCGCGAGGGCGUCGAUGGAGGGGUUAGAUGGGAAGUAUCAUGUUCUUGGGUGUGGGGUUUCGGCGGGGGAGCUUUUUCCGGAGUUGCGGAGGGUGGGGUUAUUGCAUGCUAUGGAUGGGGAUGGUGGUGUUGAGGAACAGAUGCGACGGAUUAAGGAAAAGGGUGGUGUAUUUGAUACGAUCAUCUGCGUGCGCGUGCUUUGCUCUGUGCCUGAUCUAGAGCAGCGCGCGAGGGAAUUGUACGCCCUGCUCAAACCUGGUGGACAGUUACUUGUCGCGGAGCAUGUGGUUAAUCCGUGGAGAACGCCGAAGGGGUCGUUCAUUGCGAGAAUCGCGCAGGGUGUGUACGAGCUUUUGGGCUGGCGGUGGUUUAUGGGGGAUUGUUGUAUGGUUCGGGAUACGGAGGGUGCGUUGAAGAGGGCUGCGGAGGGGGAUGGAGGGUGGGAGGCUGUGGAUAUGGAGAGGUCUUUUGGGUGGUCGGCUUUGCCGUAUAUUUCGGGGGUUUGGGUUAAGAAAUAG